AUGCCUCCUGCGCCGUAUUGGGGGGACUUGUCUGGCCCCAAAGCGGCCAGACGCCAGCGUCGCCAAUCUGAAGACUUUAGUCUCCCGAAGCGCAUGUCACCUGAGCCGGUUCUCUCAAUCGCCGCGGCAGUAGACAAGCCGCUCCCUCCUCAUCCUCCAAAGUCGAAUCGCACCUCCCUGCAGACAACAAACACCGAGGCCUAUACCGAGUCUACUCUCAGCCCCUUCGCGUCGCCCACUGCCUCCAGCUUCGCGGACCAAGGCCUUGCCCCGCGUCCACCGACGUUCCCUUACGGCGAGUCUCAGUAUCCUGACGAGCAGGCCGAGAGGCGCCAGCGACGACGCAGAGAGCGCAACGGCAAAGAUAGGGACGAGGACCCUGAUAUAGACUCUCUCUCCGCCCCCACACCUCCAGCUGCCCCCAAUGUGCCCAAGGUACCGCCCGUGAGCUUCAGACAUCCAUACGGCAAUGGUGGUCUACCAUACACGCACCCUGCUCCGAGUCCAGCUCGAGAACCGCGACAGCCUAGUCCGUUGGUCGGCCCGGAAGACGAGAUGAACCCUGAAGAGUACUACAAGGAACCUGCCCCCGAAAGGCAACAGCAGGAAUACCCUCCCCUAGACCGCUCGCAGCAGACACUCGAUAUCGCUGCCGAGACGCGGGCCCCUGGCGAACCCCGCGGCCCUCAAAACUCGUCCAGGAGGAAAUCGAAUGGGGUCCCAGGCAGAGAUGCGCAGGGGAGGAAAGCGUCUGCGGGAGGCUCCGGCAGAAAGUUCGCCAACGACCGCUCUCCAUUACAGAGGCUUGAGCUGACGCUCGACAGCAUCACCAAAGAGGAGAAGCGAGCUCGUGUCGAGGCCGCAGAGCGCCGCGCCAGGGAGAAGGCUGCGGCGAAGGCUGCCCAGAACCCCGAUCUGCUUCAACCACCCGAAGCUACGCAACGUGCGCCGCGACAACAGCCCAAGCAAGAGCCUCAGCGACCACUACCUGAACCACCUCAGCAACCCCAGCAGCAUCAACAAGCCGCCCCACCGGUUUCGCAAGUACAGGUACACCAGGUCCCUGUGCAGCAGGUGCGCUUCCGCGACGAGAGGUCAGACAAUAAUCGACAUGAGCAGCAGCACGCCAGUGCCACUGCUUCACGUGGAGCGCCGGUGCAACACUACCCCGAAGACGAAGGAAGAUACGCGCCGCGCCAGUCGCUCGACGAUAGGCGACGGCAGCAGCAGUACAUGCCUGAGAGCCAUAUGCGGCAUGCAUCUGGCCCUUACCCGUCAAGAGGUCCCGAGAUGCCGGCGGCGGACGUGAGACAUCCUCUGCUCUCCUCUGGCGUUCCACAGCGCAGUGUGAGCCUUCGCGAGCCGCCUAGCGAAGCUGCUGUGGCAAUUUCGGGGAUUCCCAGGCGUAAUCUGAGCUUCCGCGAGCGGGCCGCGAAGGACAACAUGAAAUUACCGCAAGCUACCGAUCCUCAAAGCGCAGAGGACAGUCCACAGCCUACGCCGCCGGUAGCUAGCUCUAGGAGACCCAGUUUCUCUCUGACAAGGAGCGGGAGCAACAAGCUGAAAAAGCAGCCCAAAGGCGACCCUUGGUACAGUAUUCGGAAGGAUGCAGAGAAGAAGUACGACAACAUUGAGUUUCGCAACGCCGCCUUGGACCAAUCUGCGGCAGAGAAAGGCGGUCCUCCCAUGCAGAGAUCCGUGUCGCACGAACAGGCAUUGCCCCCGGACGCAUUACACGAAGAAGUCAGGCAGGCCAGGAUGCCCGGCAAGGCUGCGAAGCUAAUUGGCAAUGACUUUGGGGGGGUUCAACGACGCUCGACUGCCCCGGCAGCCCGACACUUGGACUCAGACUCUGACGGUGAAGACCCUCGAUACGAGGACCCUCAACAUGCACCUGUGGCCUCGGGUGGGCGUGGCGAUGGAUACCCUCAUGCAAAUCACGGGCAUGCCGCGGCGCGGGGCAGACCAACCGACAGGGAGUACUACUCCGAGGAUGACGGAUUUAGCGACGAUUCUCGGGAUCUCUAUCCCGCAAAGAAGACUUUCCGUCCUGGUGAAGGCAUCUAUAAACCGCCUGUAUACCUUGAUGAGUGGAAGAAGGCAACGGUCGGGAGCCUCUGCGGGAACAUGCUUGACCUCAGCGACGAGCGGCUCGCCUCCAUUGAUAAGGACACUCCUUGGUGGGAGGGCGGUAGGGAGGGCGGUCAGCGCAGAGAAAGCACCUCGCGGCCACGCAAGGCAGAAGCUUUUGACGGCGAGUACGACGACACACAUGCACCUACACGGUUUAAGCCGCCGUUGUUCCUCAAGUGUGGUCCGUUGUUGAGAUACUGCGGACUCAAGCACGAGAAGGUUCCCGCCCGCAACAGGAACAUUGCCGUCAAUGAGAAGACGCUAUGGAGAGGCUCGGUGAUGAUUGUCACGCAGGACAGUGAUUCUUCGUAUGAAAUUGCGCCGACACUGAGGCUUUUCGUGCAGCCCAUCGAGCUCCUCCCGCCCCCGCCCCAGGAAAUCUCUGGAGAGCAGGGCUUGCCACCGGAAUACGUGGAUCCGAUUGCGGGCAUCCCAAAGCUGGGCAGACGAGGAGAAACACUCUACGUCCGCCCUGUGGAGCAUCUCGAUGAGGCCAAGGACUUAUCCAGAGACGAAACAGACAAUGGCCUCUUUGAGAAGACGAGAAGUCCGCCGGAUUACACCCCGUCAAACGGCUCUCCGGACUUACCCGGGUCUUUCGCAAGCCGUAGAAAGCGUGUGGAGAUUGACGGAGAAAAGGUUUCCAAGUACAAGGACGUUCGCGGUUUCCGACUGCAUGCGGAGCGCGGAUAUACGUUCUGGCGCUUUAACAUCGAGAUCGAGCUACGUGAAAAGCAGCAACGCAUCGCAUACAGGAUCAAUAGGGGACCUGCUAUGGGCUUCUGGGUUCCCGCCAUGGGACAGUCCAUGAACAUCAUGUUCCACAGCUGCAACGGCUUCAGCGCUAGUGUUAACCCCGACGACUUUAGCGGACCAGACCCUAUGUGGCGCGACGUUCUCAACACGCACCAGUCACAGCCUUUCCACGUCAUGAUUGGCGGAGGCGAUCAGAUUUACAACGAUUGCCUGAUGGACCAGAGCAAGCAGUUCCGUGAAUGGCUGAUGAUCAAGAAUCCUCUGCACAAGCACAAUUCGCCCUUCACCCUGACAAUGCAGGAUGAGCUUGAGCGGGCUUACCUGGAGCGCUACUGUAUGUGGUUCUCGCAAGGUCUGUUUGGCCUGGCCAACGCGCAGAUUCCCAUGGUCAACAUGUGGGAUGAUCAUGAUAUCUCUGACGGCUUUGGCUCCUACGCACAUCACGACAUGAACUCUCCAGUCUUCUCUGGCCUCGGCAACGUUGCCUACAAGUAUUACAUGCUUUUCCAGCACCAAAGCAUUCCAAGUGAGACGGACGCCACUGAGCCUAGCUGGGUGCUUGGCAGCAAGCCUGGUCCGUACAUCAGCGAAUUGAGCCGUAGCUUGUUCGUGGAGUUAGGAUCAAACAUUUCUCUACUCGCUGUUGAUGGCAGAACAGAGCGGACCGAGCUUGAUGUGGUCAGUGAGCCCUCGUGGCAGAAGAUCAUGGACCGCUGCUAUGAAGAGCUACGGACUGGUAGAACCAAGCAUCUUCUUGUUUUGCUCGGUGUUCCGAUUGCCUACCCCAGAUUGGUAUGGUUGGAAAACAUUCUCACUUCGAGAGCCAUGGAUCCUGUCAAGGCACUUGGCAAGUUGGGCAUGCUCGGCAAAACUCUGAACCACAUUGAUGGUGGCGUCGAAGUUCUCGACGACCUUAAUGACCACUGGACCGCCAAGAAUCAUAAAAAGGAGCGGACAGUCGUGAUCCAAGACAUGCAAGAUCUAGCAGCUGACAAGUCCGUGAGAGUCACUUUUCUCAGUGGUGACGUGCAUCUCGCUGCUGUGGGCCAGUUCUACGCCAACCCCAAGCUCGGCCUGCCCAAGCACAAGGACUUCCGAUACAUGCCCAAUGUUGUCUCGUCGGCCAUCGUCAACACACCGCCUCCCGACCUGAUGGCGGAUAUUUUGAACAAGCGUAACAAGAUUCAUCAUUUUGACGAGUCGACUGACGAAGAUAUGAUUCCGCUCUUCCACCAUGGAGUUGAUGGUAAAGCGAGAAACAACAAGCACCUGCUGCCGCAUCGCAACUGGUGUUCCAUCCGGGAAUGGACUCCGGGCACGACGCCGCCUCCCACACCGCCUUUGUCGGCUUAUGAUAGGAGCCCGAGCCCGCCGGCAAGCCGUGGAGGUCUCUUGAGACGUUUCUCUUCAAAUCGUGGUCCUGCAUACCGGCCCGAUGUUCAGCGCGAUGAGUCUCGGUCGCGUCCUCCAAUUUCUAACAACAAAGGCAAGGCUGGCGGCCUCUUCCGAAGCCUCUCACGCCGCAACUCGACUGACGGAGGCCGGCCACCUACUGCUGACAAGCCCAAGCGUUCCAUGUCGUUGACGCGCAACUUCUUCAGUCUUGGUCGACGAAACAGCAAAAAGUCGCAACCCGAUGACGGUGGCAUCAACGGUCAGUGGGGAGAGGAAGAUAGCGUCGACGGCAGUGUCGAUGAUGGGUACUAUGGAUACGAUGAUGAGUACGACCGCCGGCACGCGCCCAGGUCUAGGGGUAUGGGUCUUCGAGGAGGAGGAGGAGGAAGACAUGACGAGUACCAAUCCGGUGACGACUCCUACUUCACGGCUCGUCCCGCCGCGCGGAUAAGGGGCGCGCCUAUCAGGGGCGGUCCUGGGUCGGAAGACGAGUUCUCCCCCGGCGACGAAUCCCAGUUCACUGCUCAUCCGCCACCUCGCGCUUACACUAUGGGUGACGAACGCCAGGUUCCUCGGUCCCAAGAGAUGCUACCACGACCGAAGGCAUUCCACCGUACCCCUACAGGUCUGUCAGUCAAGCAGAAGAAGAAGGCAGACGAAUAUGAAGUCGACCUCGAGGGCGGCUUGGAUAUUUGCCUCAAUGUGGAGGUAAAUCAGAAAGAUCCUACUGGCAUUACAGUGCCUUACCGACUGCUUGUGCCACGCCUCAUCUGGGACGACGCCAACGAGGCCGCCACCGUGCAGCCGCCUGCCCCAUCUGGCUUCAAGCGAAUGUUCAGCUUGAAGAAGAAGGAUGUUGGUGCCGUGCAGCCUCAGAGGCCAGCAGCGUCGGAGGAGCAAUUCGAGGGAUCUGUGACACAAGGGUCCGUCAAGCAGGGUUCACUCAAGCAGGGUUCCGUCAGGCAGCCAUCAGUAGCGCCUUCCGCCGGACGGGAGCCUGUCUACGAUGCGCCGCCCAAGAACGCGAGGUACCAGUCUCCCGGAGGUUAUGAUUCGGCUCGCACGCGCGGGUCUUCGGGAAGAUUCGACUCGCCGGCAAGCUAUGAGCAGGGGGUGCGGCAGGUGAGGUGA
Molecule: messenger RNA, 5415 nt
Organism: Colletotrichum orchidophilum
Lineage: Eukaryota; Fungi; Ascomycota; Sordariomycetes; Glomerellales; Glomerellaceae
Exons: 3
Coding region: 1-5415 (1804 amino acids)
Cellular component (GO): membrane
Source: RefSeq, a predicted model, not a curated record